AUGAAGAACUAUGGCAGCAAGAAGUACUCCUAUCCUGCUCAGACAGGCCAUAAAGUACUUCACUUAAGGACUAGAGUAAUACAAAAGCUGCACACAUCUGCUUGCUGGCUGCAGGAGGUCCCGGGUAAACCUUAGGUGGAUCAAACCGCAAAGAAGCCACAGGUACCAAGCCCUCAGCCAACAGAAGAAACUGGAGCAAAGAUUAAGGAAGAAAAGCGAUCUUAUAGGCAACUAAUUAUGGAUGAACUUAAAUAUUAUCACAAUGGAUUCUAUUUGCUUUGGAUUGACACCAAAGUUGCUGCCAGAAUGGUUUGGAGGCUGUUGCAUGGACAGGUGCUGACCAGACGAGAGAGACGAAGGGUAGGGCAAGAGUCAUAUUUGCAAAAGAAAAUGGAAAGUUAA
Physeter macrocephalus (sperm whale) is the source of this 402-nucleotide messenger RNA. RefSeq names its product leucine zipper and EF-hand containing transmembrane protein 2 (gene LETM2). Gene Ontology annotation, biological process: intracellular monoatomic cation homeostasis. The transcript has a single exon. The record is from RefSeq and is a predicted model, not a curated record. Gene Ontology annotation, cellular component: mitochondrial inner membrane. Lineage: Eukaryota; Metazoa; Chordata; Mammalia; Artiodactyla; Physeteridae.